Messenger RNA from Chironomus riparius, 2477 nucleotides. The record is from the annotation of a GenBank genome assembly. NCBI's taxonomy places the organism in Eukaryota, Metazoa, Arthropoda, Insecta, Diptera, Chironomidae.
CACAAAUUUUCUAUUAAAAGAAUUUUUGUGAAUUUUUGAAAAUUAUUUAAUUAACUAGUAAGGAACAUUCUGAGGGCUUUCAAACCUAUUAUAAUCAAUUCAUACGUUUUAGAUUUAUCAUAAUUAUAAAUUUAACCUAAAUUCAUUAAAUCGUGAAAAGAAGUAGAAUAAAGGAAGUAAGUCAUGCCAUCCGAUUCCAAGAAACGUGAACAACAGCGUAAGAAGGAUGCUAGAAGCAAGAAAGUUGAAACGAAAAAAGAUGAUAAACAGGUCAAUGGAAAUGGAAAAGUUGAACUUACAGCUGAGGAAAUCCUUUGUCAACAAUUAGAGGAAGAGGCUAGAUUAUCAGCAAAUGCACGAUCAGCAACUGGAAAUCAAGCUAAUCAUCGAUUGGCAAGAGAUGUUAAAAUAGAAAAUUUCUCAAUUACAUUUUAUGGUCACGAAAUUCUACUUGACACGAAUCUUGAGUUGAAUUGUGGUAGACGUUAUGGCUUGUUGGGAAGUAAUGGAUGUGGAAAGAGUACUAUGUUGAGUGUUUUAGGAGCUCGUGAAGUGCCUAUACAAGAUUUUAUUGAUAUUUUCCUGUUGUCGCGCGAAGUUGCUGCUAGUUCCAAAACGGCUUUAGAAAUGGUUAUGGAAGUUGAUCAGGAACGUAUUGCAUUGGAGAAAUUAGCUGAGGAACUUAGUUUGAAUGAUGACGAAGAAUCUCAGGAGCAAUUAAUGGACAUUUACGACCGUCUUGAUGACAUGCAAUCGGACUUGGCUGAGGUACGAGCUUCUCGUAUCCUUUACGGUUUAGGAUUUGACAAGGGAAUGCAAACUAAGCAGGUUAAAGACUUUUCUGGAGGCUGGCGUAUGAGAAUCGCAUUAGCUAGAGCUCUCUAUGUUAAACCGCAUUUACUGCUUCUGGAUGAUCCGACUAAUCAUCUUGAUUUGGAUGCUUGUGUAUGGUUAGAAGAGGAAUUGAAGAAUUAUAAGAGAAUUUUAGUUCUUAUUUCCCAUUCUCAAGAUUUUUUGAAUGGUGUUUGCACAAACAUUAUUCACAUGACAAAGAAGCGCUUACAAUACUAUACUGGAAAUUACGAUUCAUUUGUCAAGACUCGACUGGAACUUCUUACAAAUCAAGCGAAACAAUAUAAUUGGGAGCAAGAUCAAAUUGCACAUAUGAAGCAGUAUAUUGCUCGGUUCGGUAAAGGUUCUAAUGCUAAACAGGCACAAUCGAAGGAAAAAGUUUUGGCUAAGAUGGUAGCUUCUGGAUUGACUGAACGGGCUGUAGAAGAGAAAAUGCUCAACUUCUAUUUCCCAUCCUGUCAAAAGCUCCCUCCUCCAAUUAUUAUGGUUCAAAAUGUUUCAUUUCGUUAUAAUGAUAAGACUCCUUAUAUCUACAAGGAUUUAGAGUUCGGUAUUGAUCUAGAAUCACGUUUAGCGUUAGUAGGUCCAAAUGGUGCUGGAAAAUCAACUUUGUUGAAACUUUUAUGCCAAGAAAUCGUCCCAACAUCUGGUAUGAUUAGAUGCAAUGCUCAUUUGAAAAUUGCUAAAUAUAAUCAGCAUCUACAUGAGUUACUUGAUAUGGAAAUUAGCCCUUUAGAUUAUAUGUUGAAGUCGUUCCCAGAAGUUAAAGAAAGAGAAGAAAUGAGAAAGAUUAUUGGACGUUAUGGAUUGUCAGGAAGACAACAAGUUUGUCCAAUUAGGCAGCUUUCAGACGGUCAACGUUGUCGUUUAGUAUUCGCAUAUUUAGCUUCACAAUCGCCCCAUUUACUGUUAUUUGACGAACCUUCCAACGGCUUAGAUAUGGAAACUAUUGAUGCUCUGGCUGAAGCUAUUAAUGAAUUCGAGGGUGGAAUGGUUCUGGUUUCUCACGAUUUCCGUCUUAUCAACCAGGUUGUUAAUGACAUUUGGAUAUGCGAGAAGCAAACAGUUACGAAAUGGGACGGAACAAUUAUGGACUACAAAGAGCAUCUUAAGAAGAACAUGGCAAAAGAAGCUCGAUAAAUUAAUGAUGGAUGAACGUUGUUAAAUUCUGCUCUGAAUUACUUUUUUUUUCAUACUUUCCCUUAAAAUGAUUUUGUUUUGAAUGUAAGAUGUCACAUACCAAGAUCUAAUAGCUGAAAUAUUAUUAUAGAAAUAGCCACAAUGCACCACUAAAUGAACUACUAUCUUCGUAUAAUAGCAUAAAAGUCUUAUGUUCAAAAGUGAAAAUAAUUAUUUUUAAACUCUUAAAAAAACUUCACAUUCAACCGCAUAAAUGUGAUGUAAUAUUAUUAAGUAAAUAACGAAUACAGCAUUACAUUAAUUUAAAAAUAUGUAAUUAAUAUAUUUAAAUUAUAUUUUUAACUAUCUGUCACAUUUUUUUCUAAAUAAUCUUUUUUAAUUAUGAACAUCAAGUAAUAUUUAGCCCGAAUGAAUUUCCUUACAUCCUGAACUAAUUCCAGUUAAUUCUGAAAUAAAGAAAACUUAUUUUCUUUUUUGCAGGCUGC